ACAGCUAACCAAUAGUUUGAUGGUUGUUGUGUUGUUGAAGCUAAUAGAAUGGGUGGCGUUAUAUACGAUGGUAAAUGGUCAAACAUGUUGUCGAGGAAUUGUCUCCGUAAGAUUGUCUGGAUUGUGUGGUCAAUGGUGAUUGUUAAAGCUUAUGAAAUUGAUGACCCUACCGAAGUUGAAGAUGGCGGAAUCAUAACUCCGAGGUUGAACAUUCUUGGGACAAAGUACCUCAAAUUAGAGGACCAAUCUUGGCGCCUUUCUUCACGUGCAGGACACUGGGCCCUGGUAUUCAAGUAUAUGGAUAUUGAAAAAUCGGACCACUGCCAACACGAUUCGUUACAGAUCAAGGUGGAAAAUGGCGGUUCCAACAACCCGAUCACAACGUUCUGUGGUGACCAGGUACCGGACCCCUUCAUCUCCGAGAGCCCUAAUGUGUCAGUGAGGUUCGUCAGUGAUACCAUGUUCGAGUUUAGAGGAUUCAAAAUAGUCGCCUUCCACUCUGUCAGUAAAGAUUUGCUGUUACCGAAGAUUCGUACCCAGCCCAGUCAAGAAGCUUUUACUCUAGCCCCGGCAGCGAACCACAAAAAGGAUAACACCAACAGUGAGCCCACGUUCUACUUCUUGGUCGCCUCCGUCGGGGUCGCCUUGAUACUGUUUGGUAUCCUGCUCCUUUAUUUCGCGACACUUCUGCGCAAACGCGCGAAAUCUUCGAAUCCGGCAACAGCGGUGUACUACAAUACUCCUUCCGGGUCAGAGAGUACUUGCAGUAGUGUAAGCCAGGCGACCAAUGAAAAGAGUUCACAAGAGCUGCUGAAAACCGGAAGAAGGUACAGUCGGAAGAUGAGUGACAGGUUUAUCGGAGCAGAGAAGGCUCAGCCGCAGGUGGUGUUACUGACGAGUGAAUCGUUGCCUGUCGUUGCUCAGCAUAAUUUCAUUUACGGAGACAGUAACUAAAAACAAUCUUAAUUAAAGCAUUAUUAGAAGAACAAAAUAGAUUUAUAUUGUAACAUGACCAUAAUAAAUGGUCUGUUCGGCCGUUUUUUACCCCCAAACGACGAAAGCAUAGUAUGUUAUUAAAUUGGGUAAACAGUUAUAUAAUUUAAUCAAAAUACAAUAUGCGUGACAGUUUUGAUGUCCGAAAAACGGCAAUUGCGUGCAUUCAAUAAACAUCUCCUAACAAUAGCUGUAACUCUAAUGGGGCCUUUUUCUGAAUUUACUCUUUUUACAUGUCAUCAAUAUCUUUAUCAUGUUUAAUCAUACAGAGAAAACGUUUGUUCACAUGUAUCCGAAUUCAAAUAAACUCUUCCUGACGUUUCG
Molecule: messenger RNA, 1317 nt
Organism: Mya arenaria
Lineage: Eukaryota; Metazoa; Mollusca; Bivalvia; Myida; Myidae
Product: cubilin-like
Exons: 5
Coding region: 49-954 (301 amino acids)
Source: RefSeq, a predicted model, not a curated record